Messenger RNA from Aspergillus thermomutatus, 4062 nucleotides. RefSeq lists its product as uncharacterized. Gene Ontology annotation, molecular function: DNA binding; zinc ion binding. The record is from RefSeq and is a predicted model, not a curated record. NCBI's taxonomy places the organism in Eukaryota, Fungi, Ascomycota, Eurotiomycetes, Eurotiales, Aspergillaceae. The transcript has 9 exons. Bases 1 to 4062 code for a protein of 1353 amino acids.
AUGUCUUCUAGGGCAGCGUCUACUGAAGCUCCCAGCCCGAGCAAUAGGAGGCUCGAUCUUAACGACCUAUGUCGUCUCAAAUCAAAGCCCUCUCUGUUGGGGAUCGUCAGUAGAACUCACCACGAUGUAUAUCACACCCAUUUUACUUUAUAUCUUCGGUUGUUGUUGGCUGACAAAGGGAUUUCCCCUUCGCAGAUUGAUAGCCAUCAGCCUCUGGAUGAUGUCCUGAUAGUCUCGUACUCUUCAGUGCCUGAAAAAGACUUGUUCGAGUUUCUAGAGACUGGCGCCCCACCCAAAGGCUAUGUCUAUGUCAACUUUUCGGAACCCUCGCAAGGGAACUCUCUUCUGCACGAGGAUGAUCUUGAACUUAUUGAUCGAGCAUUAGGCACUGGCGAGAUUGUCAAACGAGAUCUGGAUGACACUCUUAGUGGUACAGUUAUUGGUGCUGCCGUGACCUGUACGCUUGAGCCCAUUGCAUAUCGAAAGGCAGACCCCAUGACAGGGGAAGAGGGACCACUGCAGUUUGCCGAAAAGGCCAUCAAACGUGGCAAUUCUCCAGGAUCCAUAGAUGAGGAAUCGACACCCCCUCUGCUCCAUAAUGUCCCUCUGUCAGAGCUUCAGAAUUACGAGGAGUUCACCGAGGGUGACUACAUAGUCUAUGAACAAAAGUUGGGGGUUGUGCGUGAGGUUGAGCGCGAUGCAGUCGUGCUUCUCCAAAACCAGAAAGCUGUGUCACCUCUGGAUCCCUUUGCUUUGGAAAUACCUAUCACUGUUGGUACCGACAACGUUGUAUCAUGGCCAAGCAACCAGGAUGCCAUGAGGUCAUAUCCUCUGCCCGACGGCGACUACCUUUGGACCGUGGAAUCCGAGUUUGUCUUUCCUGGACAAUUCACCCUAACAUCCUCGAAGAACUUGAGUCGAGGAGACUGGUCUCCAGAAACGGGCUCCAAGUCACAACCAGAAGGUCAUGUCCUAGCCACUCCUGCCAUGGAUAUUCACGUCGAAUGGCUCUGCCCCAAUGUCUAUGCUGCAGGGCCGCCAUAUGGUGGGAAUAAUAGUGAAGUUAUCCGAGCAACAAUGCUACAAGGGACAGCCAUGAAGUGCGACUUCGGCAAGCUACCCACCGAGGGGCUGAAUGAAAGGACAGUCAGAUCGGACACGUGGGUUGAGGUGGACCCCGGAGAUAGGGUUCGCUUUCUCAACCCAGCUGAUGCAACUAAGUACAACUACAAGCCCAUACCACCAGACCAGUCCUUUGGUUAUGACAUAAACCUUUUUCGCGUGGUAUCCACCCGAACUGAGGUGACUGUUCAGUGGCAGGAUUUGAGUGUCACAACCGAGGCCGCUACCUCUUUGCACAAGUUCAAUGGUGGUGGUGAUGAUGAGGUCUGGCCUGGAAAUAUUGUUGUCUUGAGCGAAAGUCUCGAGACUAUCCGAUCGUCUUGUUGCCGCCAUGAGUCGCAUCGCGCCCCAAAGGUUGGCGUAGUACAAGCUGUUGACAGCGGAGAAAGAGUAGCAUCCGUUCGCUGGUAUAAAGAUCCAGACAUCGAAUUGCUCCAUAAGGGGAACAUGCUGAAACCAGGUUCCAGAUUGGGUGAACUGGGUGAUACCGUUACUCAAGUCUCCGUCUAUGAACUAAGCUUGUAUCCCGCGUUAGGAAAAGCAUUGGAUGACCUAGUGCUCCUGGUUCCAGAAAAGGUCCAUCGGUCAGUUUUUCCACCAACACCACGCGAUCCGCCCGCGGUCACUGGGCCUUCCUUGUACAGCUUUCUCUUUCCCAUGAACUUCUUCGAGAUGUCCAUGUAUCUUGAAUCCAUGAAGUUGGCACUCUUCAAGUCGGAAGCAUUCAAAGAUGGAAUCACGAUCGAUUCUUCCCCUCUACCUUCUCGUUAUGUUGUACAUCACGAUGAGUACAACGGACGGUCUCCUUGUGACUUCCUUGGCAGGAUCGUCUCAGUGGACAUCGAGGGCAAUAUUACCGUUCGACAAGUCGGUCGCAACACUUGUCGUGAUAUUUGCGUCCCUUUGGAGAGAAUACUCAUGGUGAUUGAUGAGGAUUACGAUGUGCCUCCCUUGCCCCUUCCACCGCUUGACAUGCUUGGCUUGCCCGGCUUGCCCCCUUGGACAUCAAAUCCCUUCGUGCUCAAUCGAACAUAUGAAUAUGAAGGUGGUGAGCGACUUGAUGACGACAGCAACGAUGAAGAAUGGUUGACAGAAGAUGCUUCCGGGGCGGAUGACGAUUUCGAUGAUGAUGAUGGCUUUGAUGACGACUCGCGCCAUGUGAUUAGCGUGGAGGAAUCUGCGGCCCCGAAAGUAGCUGAGAUCACUAUCACUGGUGAAAUUGUUGAGGACCAGGAAGGAAAAAUCGAUGCAUCCAAAGCCAAUGAUAAUUCUGGUGCAUCUAUUGCACAGCCAUGUCCUUCACCAUCUACGUGCCCUCCAGGCUUUUCCGUUCUGGAGAGUGAUCCUCCCUCUGAUCACCACUUCAUAUCAAAAUUCUCACCUGGAAAACCGGGGUUGCGGAUUAGUCGUAUCCGGAAGGAAUAUGAAAUUCUCGAGACGUCGCUGCCUCCUGGUAUCUAUGUUCGGAGCUGGGAAUCUAGGAUAGAUCUCCUACGAGUUCUGAUCAUUGGUCCACAGGGCACGCCAUACGAGUAUGCUCCGUUUGUGAUUGAUUUCCAAUUCCCUGAGGAUUAUCCCAACAAGCCUCCGGCUUCCUUCUUCCACUCAUGGACCAACGGGCUGGGUAGGGUCAAUCCCAACUUGUAUGAAGACGGUCGAAUCUGUCUUAGCAUAUUAGGUACUUGGCCAACAAAGAACCCGGAGGAAAGCUGGUCGCCCAUUAAGUCCACGGCCUUGCAGAUACUGGUCUCCAUCAUGGGCCUUGUGCUGGUCAAGAAUCCAUUCUACAAUGAGGCCGGCUAUGACGUCCUCGCUGUGGACGACGACCGUCGUGUCGAGUCCUCACAGUACACGGAAAAGGCAUUCUUGAUGACACGGAACUUUAUUAAGCAUGCGCUUCAACAUCCAGUCGCUGGCUUAGAAGACGUCGUGACUUGGAACUAUUUGAGAUUUGAGCGGGAAGACGAUGCCUCUAGUCGCCCGCAUUUCUUACGCCGGGCUAUUGACUCGGCCGUUAGAAUGAUUGAGCAUCACAAUAACACCUCGGCUACCGAUAAGCUUGACGAGGAGCACGCAGCAGCUCCAUUUGUUUCUCGUCUUAGUCUUGGAGCCGUGGUAAUGCUGCGGAAGCACGUCACUGAUCUUGAGAAUAUCGAAUCGGCAAUCACUGCCAACGCCGCCUCAACCGGCCGAGCGGGCUGCCAGAACAAAGAAUGCAAAGAUGAAAAGGUCAAAAUCGGCAAAGGCGAGCUCCGUCUCGGCACCUGGGUCGACACCGAAAGAUUCCAGAGCUUCUUCUGGAGACACUGGGGAUGCGUCACGCCUAAGAUCAUCACCCACCUCAACGAAGCCGUUGAGGAAGCGAGCGGUGACUCGAAGGAUCUCGACGCCAUUGACGGCUUUGAGGAACUUCCUUCGGGGUAUCAGGAGAAGGUCCGUAAGGCUCUGGAGCAGGGACAUGUUGACGAUGAGGAUUGGAAGGGGGAUCCUGAAAUGAAUCGGCCGGGCAUGACGGGCUUUCGCAAGCGUGCCCCAAAGAAGAAGAAGGCUGACGAGGAAGAGGCGGAGACCGCAUCCGAAAAAGAGGAAAAGACUCCCAAAUCGAAGAAACGGGGCCGUGCCCAGACUGACAAAGACAAAGCCGAGGAGAAGGCUACCGCGCCCAAGACUAAAAAAGCCAAGAAGGGCAGCCGCGCCAAACAAGAGAGCGACUCCGAGGACGACCAGCAACAGGAAUCCGACGAGGAGGAGGUCCAGCCCAAGCCAACCGUUACCAGAAGAGGCCGGGUUUCCAAAGCUGCCGCUGAGGAGAAGGCACCCAAGGCGUCUGAGAAACUGGCUGCGAAGCGUCAGCGCAAGUCCGUAGGUAAGGACGGUGAUGCGGAGGCCGAGCCAGCUGAGGAGAAACCCAAGCGUGGUCGCAGAAAGAAGUCGACUUAG